Messenger RNA from Wallemia mellicola CBS 633.66, 606 nucleotides. Its product is annotated as HSP20-like chaperone. Bases 18 to 551 code for a protein of 177 amino acids. Gene Ontology annotation, cellular component: cytosol; nucleus. NCBI's taxonomy places the organism in Eukaryota, Fungi, Basidiomycota, Wallemiomycetes, Wallemiales, Wallemiaceae. The transcript has 3 exons. Gene Ontology annotation, biological process: protein folding; chaperone-mediated protein complex assembly. Gene Ontology annotation, molecular function: protein-folding chaperone binding; Hsp90 protein binding. The record is from RefSeq and is a predicted model, not a curated record.
GAAUUCUUACGUCUACAAUGCAACACCCACAACUCCGCUGGGCUCAAAGAAGUUCAGAAACAGAAGCUGAAAAGAACUUACUCUUCAUUACUAUCAACCUUAGUGAUAUUGAAGGUACACCAAAGCUCAAUUUGAGCUCAGAAAAGCUUGAAUUUGAAGCUAAAUCUAAUGGAGAAAAAUACGGUUUCGAUAUUGAAUUAUUUGAUAAAGUACAAGACAAACCAGUCAAAGUAAACCAAACGGGUAAAGGUCUUUCCCUUACUUUGUUGAAAUCUACACCAAAAGCUGAAUACUGGCCACGUCUGCAAAAAGAGAAGACUAAGUUGCCUUACGUCACAGUCGAUUGGUCAAAAUGGGUUGACGAAGAUGAACAAGAGGAUGCAGUUGAGGAGGGAAACCCAAUGGAGGGAUUAGAUAUGAGCGGAAUGGGAGGUAUGGGUGGAAUGGGUGGUAACCAAAUGGAUUUACAAGCUAUGAUGCAGCAGCUUGGACAAAAUACCGGCGGUGACCAGCCAGAUGAGGAAUCUGAUGAUGAAGAAAAUACUGUCUAAUUAAUACAUUUUUUAUUUUCUUUUAUUUCGUUAUCUUGCUGUCUUCUCCUUUAUC